UUAUGGCGGAGCACGUUGACGCCGAUAGUGGAGUGAUCGAAUGCCUGGAUGACCUGCUACAAAGGCACAAGAAAGAGAAAAAGGCCUUACAGGCCCAGAUACAGAAGUUAAAACAUGGGGUGUCCAAAGGUGAUAAGAAGAAGAAAAAAGAGGUGACGGAGCAGAUAGCUAAAUUAGAGAUUGAACUGGAUCAGAAACAAAAGCAGGAAGUGACAGAGUUCAAGGUCUCGUCAGAAUGCAAGGAAGAGGAUGGCGUCUCAGGGGUAGCAGACCAGCUACAAUCUCUACAGACAGGGACUGAAGAUGUCACAGGUGAAGAAAAUCCUGCAGAACCUAUUCCUAAAAAAACCAGCAAGGCUAAGAAGAGAAGAGAAAAGAGGGCUGAGAAGGACAGGAACAGAGAAGAGAGAAUCCGUGAACAGGAAGUGAUAAAUCUACAGGGAGACAGACAUCUUGAGGCACAGGCUCUCAAACAGAAGUUAUCUGCCCUUGGAUUAGCUGCACAUCAGAUUCACUCAGAUGGAAACUGUUUAUACAAUGCCUUGGGUCAUCAAUUGGAGUUAAGAGGAAUUCAGGAGGAUAAUGCAAGUUUGAGACAGAAAACUGCUGAAUACAUGAAGACUCACCCUGAUGAUUACUUACCUUUCCUGUCUAAUGAGAACACAGGGGACAUGUUUACAUCAGAUGAAUUUGAUGAAUAUUGUAAAAAUGUUGCAACCACAUCAGCAUGGGGAGGUCAACUGGAGUUGCGGGCGUUGUCGGAUGUCCUGAGGGUACCAAUAAAGGUCCUGCAGGCGACGGGUCCAGACCUGAUACUAGGCGAGCAGCACAAAACAGAACCACUUGUUUUACUAUAUUAUCGUCAUGCAUUUGGUUUGGGUGAGCAUUACAACUCAGUUCGCCCAAGACAACCUGAAGACGAAGAAGAGGAGGUCAGCUGAAAAAUAGAAAGAGAUCAGCUGAAAUACAGGAUGAGGCCAGCUGAAAACAGAAUGUGAUCUGCUAAAAAAGAGAAUGAGAUCAACUGAAAAACAGGAUGAGGUCAGCUGAAAAAUAGGAUGAGGUCAGCUGAUAAAACAGGGCGAGGUCAGCUGAAAACAGGAGAAUAUCAACUGAAAAACAGAAACAGAUUUAGGUGAAAAACAGAAUCUCAGCUGACAAACAGGUUGAGGUCUGCUGAAAUACAAGAUGAGGGCAGGUGAAGCACAGGGCAUUGUCGGCUGCAAUGACGAGGCCUGAAAGCUGAUGAAUGAAAUUAAAAGUCUGUUGCUGAAGAAGAUGAGUUUAUCUGAUGAAGAAGAUGAGAUAGAUGUAUGCUCAUGUACAUGUAUCUUAUGUAUCCUAUAUCUGUGUAAUAAAUUGAAGGAAAACAUUGUCAGUCGCAGGGUAGCUUGGUGACAUUUCAGUUUGGAGAGACACAAGACAUUUGUGACUCUGGGUCGUGCUUGUCAUGGAACAGGUGGAAUAUAUUGCAGGUGUCUAUCUUAGGAUUGUGCCGUGGUAUCAGAUGACGAUGACCUUAACCAGUGUGUGUGUGCAGGACCUACCCUUGGGGCACAGAUGGCUUUAGCCGGCUGAUAAUCAUUGGUGGCAGGCCAAU
Liolophura sinensis is the source of this 1600-nucleotide messenger RNA. Its product is annotated as deubiquitinase OTUD6B-like. The transcript has 10 exons. Gene Ontology annotation, molecular function: cysteine-type deubiquitinase activity. Gene Ontology annotation, biological process: protein deubiquitination. The record is from RefSeq and is a predicted model, not a curated record. Lineage: Eukaryota; Metazoa; Mollusca; Polyplacophora; Chitonida; Chitonidae. Bases 3 to 941 code for a protein of 312 amino acids.